GUAUAUGAACGCCCACGCCAAGAACAAGGUCUGGAACGUCAAGUCCACCUUCGACUGGAGCAAGGUGAAGUUCGCCUACCCACCAGGCCCAGACAUCCCGCUGCCCACCAAGAAUAACGGUGGCAAGACCAGCGCGGGCGGCAGAAGCAGCCUCCCCCGCGUGCAGGCGGUGCCGUUCCCGCCCGAGACGGCCGCCGCAGCCUCGAUCCGUGAGGCCAGGCGCGCCGAGGUGAGGAGGCUGUUCCAGAAGAACUGGGCGAGCUACCGACAGCACGCGUGGAUGCGCGACGCCCUGCUGCCCGUGUCGGGCGCGGGGAGAGACCAGUUCUCGGGCUGGGCAGCGACGCUCGUGGACUCGCUCGAUACGCUGUGGAUCAUGGGCCUGCGCGACGAGUUCGACGAGGCCGUGGACGCCGUGGCCAAGGACAUUGACUUUGGCAGCUCGUCCCAGCCCCGCGUCAACAUGUUCGAGACCAACAUCCGCUACCUUGGCGGACUGCUGGGCGCCUAUGAGCUGAGCAGGCGGAGCGUCCUGCUGCAGAAGGCCGUGGAGCUCGGUGACAUGUUGUAUGCCGGCUUCAACACGGAGAACGGCAUGCCUGUUGACUUUUUCAACAUCGACAAGAGCAAGUCGGGCGAGGGCCUGCCUAUCGAGAGGCGUGUGGCCAUUGCCGGCCCAGGCACGCUGUUGAUGGAGUUUACGAGGCUGUCGCAGAUCACCGGCGACUUGAAAUACUACAGUGCUAUUUCACGGCUGGUGUCGGUGUUUGAGGCAGGGCAGAUGAAGACGGCCGUGCCCGGACUGUGGCCCACCACGGUGUCGAUGCAGACCAUGAACGUUGUCGACGGCACGUCCUUUACACUCGGCAGCGGCGCCGACUCGCUGUACGAAUACAUUACCAAAAUGUACUCGCUGCUGGGCGGCAAGGAGGAGCGGUAUCACAAGAUGUCCCUUGCCUGGAUGGACGCUGCCGAUGAAAACAUGUUCUACCGGCCCAUGCUGCCAGAUAACGACGAGAGUCGGGACAGUAUCCUCUUCUCAGGUAACCUGGCCGUUGUCGACACGGCGUCCAGCCACGAGCUCCGUCUCGACCCGGAGAGUGAGCACCUGUCGUGUUUCCUGGGCGCCACGUACGCACUGGGCGGGCGGCUGUUUGGCCGGGACGACUACCUCGACACGGGCGCGAGGCUCACCCGGGGCUGCGCCUGGGCAUACCGCGUCACGGCCACGGGGAUGAUGUGCGAAAGGUUCAACUUGGUCAAGUGCGACAGCAAAGAAAAAGGGAAGCCCUGCCCGUGGGAUGAGGCGGCAUUCGAGGUGGAUAAGAAGAGAAGGGGAAAUUGGAAGGAGAGCCUGCCCGCCGGGUUCACCACGUGUAAGGACCCGCGGUACAUCCUGCGGCCCGAGGCGAUCGAGAGCGUGUUUUAUCUGUGGCGGAUCACAGGCCUGUCAGAGUACCAGGAGAUUGCGUGGGAGAUGUUUGCCGCGGUGGGGAACGGGACCGAGACAGAGUUUGCUAAUGCGGCUGUGAUGGACGUUACGAGCUCGGAGAGGCCGCUGAAGAAGGAGGAUUAUAUGGAGAGCUUCUGGCUGGCAGAGACCCUCAAGUACUUCUACCUGGCCCUGUCCCCUCCGGACCUGAUCUCUCUGGACGAGUAUGUUCUCAACACGGAGGCACAUCCAUUCCGGCUACCGCAGUGA
Molecule: messenger RNA, 1702 nt
Organism: Cryphonectria parasitica EP155
Lineage: Eukaryota; Fungi; Ascomycota; Sordariomycetes; Diaporthales; Cryphonectriaceae
Product: family 47 glycoside hydrolase
Exons: 2
Coding region: 5-1702 (565 amino acids)
Biological process (GO): carbohydrate metabolic process; N-glycan processing
Cellular component (GO): endoplasmic reticulum; Golgi membrane
Molecular function (GO): calcium ion binding; mannosyl-oligosaccharide 1,2-alpha-mannosidase activity
Source: RefSeq, a predicted model, not a curated record